AUGAGUGGUCAACUUGAACGCCAAGGCCUCGUUGAUCAUGCCAUUGAGAUCAAGGAAGAGAGCCCAGCUCCUGACGCCGCACCUAUAGGCGACAUUUUCACGUCCGAUAUCAUGCCUUCCGAGAAGCCCCGCGAGAAGAUAUUUUUUCUUAAGAGAUUUUUCGACGGCCAUCCCCGUCUUGACGUCCUUAUUGAGAUAGGGACAGGCUGCCUUCGUCCGGGCACAAACAAGGCCGAAUUCGCGAUCUGGGAAACGUGCGAGGACAUCUACAUCUACCGGAAAGCUAGUCCGGAGAUUAAGUUGUUGCAGUCCAUCGGGAACGUGGAGUACGUGGACCCUACAUCUCCAAUGUCUCAUGUCAAACGUGCCUUCGCUAAGAAGACGUGCGGGUUUGUUGGUGCACGCGACUCUAAUGGUCAGUUGCGGGUGCUCAAGCUUGCUGUCAGUGGCACCUCUUUCAAGCCGCGUCGAGAUGAAGACAAUAACGACUUCAUCUUCCACGCCAAGUGGGCUACGAGAGUUAAACACUUGGCGAAGCGAAUGAAGAUUAAUCUGCGGACGAUAUACGACGGGCACCACCAGAAAGCGAACCUAGAAAAUACCGGAAACUGGCGAGCCGGCCAUGUUGAAAAGAAACUAGCUACACAUAUCGUGUGGACUUUCUUGGCCAAGCAUCGACUAGUUGACAAGACGCGCAAGGUCUCCCUGGAAGACCUCCGUCAACUUCGUCAGUGCCUGCAACAGAAGGGCAGCAAGCCCCAAUUCGAAUUACAUCUGAGCCGUGCCCCUUGUGGCACAUUUUACAAACCGGGCAGAUGUGUGCCUUUCGUUCGAAAACUGGCCCAGCUUACAGGGGUUCACUUCACAAUACAUUCCUGGGAGGAAAACAUGAUCCUAGAUGGAUCAGUCCCAUCCAGAUGCGCACCCCGAGAAGUGGAGAAGAUCGGACCUCAAGACAGAGCAGAAAGUCCUGGCGCCUACGAUAGUGAGGAUGAUGACCUUGAGGCGUUUCUCGAUGAGGCUGAAGCCCAGACGAACAUCGUCUUUGACGGUUUUGAGGAACCGCCACCCAAAAUCUCAGGCAGAGCUGCCCAACAACGCUUUGCUGAGUCCAUUCGCAGGUUCGACAACAUCAAGAAACCCAUGCCACCAACCCCAGUUUUUGAGGAUCCAUUUUGGCAGGCAGCAACCACAUACGGGCGUACGUCAGCGUCUUCUCGAAGUCACUUCUGGGAGGACACAACCCCGCUCAGCUCUCGACGGCGACAGUCUGCGGCUUCUGAGGAUAAGCGGGAUCGGCGGGCUCGGAAGCUCGAGGUGAGACGGCGUCGUUCGGCGGUCUCAGCCAGCGAGGCUACGCAGCAUUCUGCAGAAAUGUCUGCGCUCGCAGGUCGCUUGGGCGGUCUACUCAACUCUAGCCGGCUACUGAGAUAA
Messenger RNA from Colletotrichum navitas, 1434 nucleotides. RefSeq lists its product as uncharacterized. The transcript is spliced from 2 exons. Lineage: Eukaryota; Fungi; Ascomycota; Sordariomycetes; Glomerellales; Glomerellaceae. The record is from RefSeq and is a predicted model, not a curated record. The coding region runs from base 1 to 1434 and encodes 477 amino acids.